AUGGUUUCGCCAAGUACGAGCGCAGGUGAUUGUAGCUUUCGCUCACAAUGGGCGUCGAGGCUUAUCAGGGAGAAUAUCUUCCAUGAGCUGACGAACCUCACGAAAGGGACUGACCAUGGUCAACAGAAGCAGAAUCGCUCGCGAGCGACUUCGCAAACAGAAUGCCUUCCCUUCGCAGCUCCUCAUCUGAGCGACCUUCUAGACACAAUUCCCACAGGCCCAUUCGACCUCCCGAAAGAUGUUGUGCAGGAAUAUGACAGAGUCUCUUCUACGAAACCCGAUGACUUGAGUAUCAAGCACAGGAUCUGCAUCGUCGGUGCUGGUAUUACUGGCCUAUUCAUUGCUAUGAUUCUGGACAGCCUGAAAAUUCCUGGUCUGGAAUACGACAUCCUGGAAGCAUCGGACAGAACGGGAGGGCGGAUAUACUCUCAUUACUUCUCCGAUGUCCCACACGAUUACUACGAUAUCGGCGCCAUGCGAUUUCCAGAUAUUGACAUCAUGAAGUCGACUUUCAAGCUUUUUAAGCAGUUGAAUCUUCCGCUGAUCCCGUAUUUCCUCGACCCGGAGAGCGGUUCUGUCAAAUGCCCAACCAUGUAUAAUGACAGAACAAUCAUUGAUGGCGAGCCGCGCGGCUCUGAUCCGUUCCGUGUUGGCGAAGCGAACGGAGGUUCAGUCCCUGACACGAAUGUUGACGACGUGAACAAACUGCUCAAUGGUAUCUACGAACCUUUCAAAAAGGCGAUGGCUGGAGACUUCGAAGAAGGAUUUAAUCUCCUGAUGAAAUACGAUAGCUAUACUACUCGCGAAAUUCUGCGAAAUCCGCCCCCAGCUAAGAAUGGACUGACACCCUUGAAACCACUGGACUUUUUCAGUGUCCAAUGGCUGGAGACCAACAACACAGCAAGCGGCCUCUUUGAUAAGGCAUUCUCGGAGUCAGUCAUGGACUCUUUCGACUUUGCUGGGCCUAGAAAAGAGGCCAUAAAGUGGUACUGCAUCGACGGCGGGUCUUCACUUUUGAUCCAGGCCAUGGAGAAGACUAUCGAGCAACCUGUACAGCAUGGAAAACGCGUGCGAAAAUACACCCAGAAUUCAAAGACCAACGAAAUCACUGUUACAGUUGCCGGGGAACCCGAAGGAAGCCGUCCUUCCUAUACUUCCGUCUUUAACACAACCAGCCUGCCGUGUCUGCAACGAAUGGAUUUAACCGGUCUCGACCUGCAUCCUAGUCAAAAGGGCGCAAUCAGAAGUUUGCACUACGACGAUAGUGCGAAGGUGGCCAUGAAGUUCUCUUAUCCAUGGUGGAUAACGAAAUGCGGCAUCACAAGCGGCGGCGAGGCCGCCACGGAUACACCCCUUCGCACGUGCGUGUACCCAUCUUAUAAUGUCCACGACCCGCAAGAUCAGUCGGCCACCCUUAUUUGUAGCUACACGUGGGCUCAGGAUGCGACACGCAUUGGUAGCCUGAUCGCGCGCCAUGACAACGAGCUCCGUGACCUAAUGCUAGAUAAUCUGGCACGGGUGCACCUGAAGAAUUUCCAACAACAACAACCCACUUCCUACCAUGGCCUGACUACUCUUGACGAGGUUCGCCAGAUUAUCGGGGAUGCCUACAUAUCACACCACGCCUGGAGCUGGUCGCACGACUCGUUCACUUCGGGCGCUUUUGCACUAUUUGGACCUGGAAAAUUCUCGAACUUGUACCCUUAUCUCACACGCCCAGCAGCGGACAGCCGUUUCCAUAUCUGUGGAGAGGCGAGCAGUGGGCACCAUGGGUGGAUUGGUGGUAGCUUGGACAGUGCACUUGCCAGCGUGCACAAGUUCUUGAGGAGAUUCGACAUGUGGGAGAAGCAACGAGAGUUGAAGGAUCUAUGGGACAUGCCUCCGGAGGUAGAAGACGGUAUUGAUGGUACACUGCAUCUGCAGGUCGCGUUGGGCAUGGUUCCAACAAGCGAUGUAGUUCGGCGAAAUACAGUCAGAGCUGCACAUAACGAAAAUGGGGCUACGCGGGGUUGCAUCGUUUCCUAG
This is a messenger RNA of Dothidotthia symphoricarpi CBS 119687, 2025 nucleotides long. Its product is annotated as L-amino acid oxidase. The record is from RefSeq and is a predicted model, not a curated record. Lineage: Eukaryota; Fungi; Ascomycota; Dothideomycetes; Pleosporales; Dothidotthiaceae. Gene Ontology annotation, molecular function: polyamine oxidase activity; L-amino-acid oxidase activity. Bases 1 to 2025 code for a protein of 674 amino acids. The transcript has a single exon. Gene Ontology annotation, biological process: amino acid catabolic process.